CAGUCAAUUCAUUUGCAAAUGCGGAGCAACAGCAAUUAGAAACAAAUUGUUGCAAUUAACUGUGUUUUUAUAUAUUUCUGUAUUGAAUCUCCAUUGCAAUGUUGCUCAGACUUUUAAUUGUUUUCACAUUUUACUCAUCAAUAUCAACACUCAGUACCAACAGUUUGGUGGACUUGCCAUUAAAAGUACCUGAAGGAAGUUCAGUGAUUAAUGCUACUUUAACUGAUGUCAGUGGAUCUAAAAAGUAUUUUAUACAAGAGCUGAUAUCGACUUCUGGUUCAGCCAUCAAAGGUAAAAUUUUGGUCUCAAGCGAUAAGGAUUCCUACUCAAUACAUUAUAAUGCUGAUUCGUAUACUGGUGUGGACAGUAAGGAACGGUUGGUUAUUCAAGGUACGAAUUGUUUACUAUUCACUUACAAGAAUAUUUGGGAUAAAACUUUAUCGGGAAUCAUCAAACCUUUACUCAACGAGAUUCUCUUGAUGGGACCUUCGAUAUUAUAUCGAAUUGAUCGUUCGUUGUUUAAUUGGAAAUCAAUCGGAGAAAAAAAUAUCAGAGGAAUCAUGAUGAGAGGGGCAUCAGCAAAAGUUAAUGAAAAUUUGAAGAUUACUUUCUAUUACAAGAGUCGUCUCGAUUUCCAAUCUGGAAUGGAAAGUCCAAGCAGAAUUGAAUUUGGUGGUUAUGAUUCAACUACGAUUCCUAAUCCAGGAAAAGAUUCCAUUUUUUAUGUGGAUAUCUAUUUUAUUGAACAUGUAGAUACUUACUUUGAAGAAGAAGACCUUUUCCUAGAUCAAGUCCAAAAUGAGGUUCAACCUCCAUCUGGAAUUGGGUGUCCACAUUACUUAUCUGGUGAUAAAGCAUUACCAGCGUUGAGAGUUUAUCACAUGCACUACAUCAUGGAGGAACGAAUCAAAGGUUCAACUACGUCUCGAUCACUUAGUGAGGUUUAUGCUGCCCAAUUUUACGAAUUUUUAAGGAUAAAAACAUCAUUGGUUGGUUCACCAAGUGAAGUUAUGUACGACUAUCGACUCGGAGUUGCUUUUCAUGUUGAUACAGAUGGAUCUGUUGCUGUGGUGUCUAUAGACACGAAUACACCUGGGAUCUACAAAGAUUCAAAGUUCACUUUGACUAGUCUUUUCAUGGUCAAUGCUAUCUACAGAUAUCUUGGGAAGCUCAACUUGAAACAUCGAUCUGGACUGCCUGUUGAAGCAUGGGAAUCAGUUGAAUACAAUGUUAACAUAAAUGGAAAGAAAGUGGAUAAAGCUGUCAUUACUCAAUAUUUUGCUCCAUCGCAAGAUGAAGACAUAUUUUGGGGCUAUUCUCUGGUCAGUACCAAGAUCUCCAUCUAUGAUUAUGAUGUAUCGAAAAAAGUUUACGAUUGGAAGGACGAGAUCACAAGAGAUUACAUGAACUUUCAAGAGGUUCGCUCAGUCGAGAAUAUUCAAUCAUUGACAGAAAAGGCUAAAUUCGCGUCUACCGAUGAAAAAGUGAUCCUUAACUUUAUAUUAGAGUGCGAUGCUUCAGAUCCUGGGUACACUUCUUGCAUCAAACACACGGAGGAUCGUGUUUACUGGUUGAAAGGAGACUUCCUUUACAAUGUCCUUUUAGCUAAACCAGUCAGUAUACUGCGAAUUAGUGAUAUUCAAUAUCACUUCACUGAUACUAAAGUCGAAAUGGAAGUAACAUUUCUUGAUCUACCGCAUCUAGAAUACAUUUUCAACUCUAAAUACAUAUCUGUUAGUGAAGAUACAUUUGCCAAGAUGAUGAAGACUAAGGCUAACAAUGAAGGCGAAUGCCUAGAAAAACUAUCACGAUAUCAAGAGACAAUUAAGGUUGCCAUCUUCAGAUCCUCAGAUGGCGUCUGCGGAUACUUAAGUGAUCCUGAUGAUCUCAAGGAAGAUACUAAGCAAGGACAAUCAGCAAGUGUCUUCCUCUUUCCACUGAACAAUUUGCAUCGAGUUAAACAAGAGUUAACACUUGACCAGAUUCAUGAUGCAUACUUGCAAAAUCGUGCGAGAAUCUAUCUGUUUGACAGAGACUAUCAUGUACGUAUGAAGAUUGUUGAUGUGGUCGACAAAACUAAAAAGGAAACUGGCUUGAAGGACGAUGUUACUUCGCAAAUUAGAAGCCAGGCAAAGUUGAAAAUUGAUGACCAAUUCACUUUGUCUGUACCUGAUGUAAAAACUUUUGCUGAUUGUUACCGAAACUGUCAUAAUUCUGAUCAAGUUGCAUGCGUUACUUUUUCAUUCUGCAACACUGAUGGUAAAAUUGACUGUAGAGUAAGCAAUUUGCAGGCUUCUGACAUUACUAAGGGAGAUCAGUCUAUUGAAACCGAUCAAAAAUGUCAAAUCUUUUCCAUAAGUGUUCUUGACAAUUAUUCAAGAAAGUCCAACAGAAAAUUCAUAACUCAGCUUUCAACUGCAGUUGAAAAAGAUUUUGUGUAUUCUUGUGCAGAAUCUUGUCAUGCCUCAUCCGAAUGCAUAUCUUUUCAAUACUGUGAUGGUUAUUGUAGUUUUGGUGAUUUAUUGUACACAGAUGCAGCUACUGAAUAUGACCAGGAAUGCAUGAUAUAUACUCGCAAAGUAUCUGAAAGGUAUCAAAGAACAGGCAACAAAAUAGUAUCAGAUGUGAUGCUGACCGAAACCAAAUUAACCUUAGACCAAUGUGCUUCAUUAUGCUAUGAGUUAUCUGAUGGCGAUGAAACUGGAUGUAAAUCAUUUAAUUACUGUCCUAAAAGUAGAACAGAAAGUUCUUGUUCAUUAACUCAUUUUUCAGUCAAAAGUCCUGAUACAAAAACCACUGGUGGAGGUCAUUGUUCCAAUUAUGAGUUAAAAGAAUCGAAUGGAAAGAAACGAAAAGAAUCCAGUUCAACUAAAGUGAUUAAAGGGACGACGGGAUCAGGUGCUUUUGGUAUAAUAAUGUUGUUCUUGUUUGUCGGCAUUGGAUUGGGAUUCAUAGCUCCAUUUGCUUACUCAAAGGUUAAACAGAUACAUGAAACUUCAAAGGCUAGCGGAGGUUUCACUUGGAAAAGACAUCAGGAUGAGCAGCCACUUGAAAAUGUCGAUUGAAUUCAUUCAAUUUAUGCAAUAGAAUUACAUUACUAAUUAUUUUCUGUAAAAACAUUUCUUAAACUUUAAUAUAUCUAAUAAAAAGCUUAUGCUACAGCCCUUAUUCAAACCCUGGU
Molecule: messenger RNA, 3181 nt
Organism: Tetranychus urticae (two-spotted spider mite)
Lineage: Eukaryota; Metazoa; Arthropoda; Arachnida; Trombidiformes; Tetranychidae
Source: RefSeq, a predicted model, not a curated record